Aphanomyces invadans is the source of this 1362-nucleotide messenger RNA. RefSeq lists its product as hypothetical. The transcript has a single exon. The coding region runs from base 78 to 1280 and encodes 400 amino acids. Lineage: Eukaryota; Oomycota; Saprolegniomycetes; Saprolegniales; Verrucalvaceae. Gene Ontology annotation, molecular function: lipid binding; metal ion binding. The record is from RefSeq and is a predicted model, not a curated record.
GCGCUGACUGCGAACACCACCGCAACUCAUAGCGAGCGCGUUCUCGGUUCGGUGCGAGCAACCUUUCGUCGAGGGACAUGAUGGCCAUCAACCCAGGGUUCCGUCCUAAGGUGUCUCUUGCGCAAGCAGACCAACUUCGGGCUGUGUGUAAGCGGUCCAUGCAGGAGUUGCUCCAAAUGGCGUCGGCCUGCGAUGCCCCCGACAGUCGCGCACUCCACUACACGACAAUGCCGCCCAAGACCACGAACGAAGACGUGAUGACACUGUGUGUAUCUGCAACACUGCACGCGAGCCUCGAUGACAUCCAGGACAUCAUGUUGUCGCGCAUUUCGCGCACUCGCGACAGUCACGAAUUUGCCAAGGCGACUGAAACCCAUGUAAAAGGAUCGCAACUGCUCAUGAAGAUCAACGAAAAUCUCACGUUGAACUGGGCCAUGAUCGAAAGCAUGAGCGCCGUGAUGCGGGAUCGUGACUUUGUCUACGUCCAGAGCCGAGAGUUUCGAACCAUCAACGGCCGACCGACAUGGAUAUCAUGUACCAACUCGGUCGCUAUCGACGGCGCACCGCCGCUCGACACGUCCGUGUACGACAUCGUCCGUGGUGGCAUCUACUCGUCAGGUUACGUGUUCACGGAGCAGCCAGACCACAGCGUCCAUGCGGUCUAUGUGCUCCAAGUCGACUUCAAGGGCAAAUCCCCCCGGUUCAUGGCGAAAUCGACGCUCAAGAACUGGGGCAACGCACUAGGCCGCAUACAAGCGUUCUUUGAGUCCCGACAGCUCGGUCGGAUCUCGGAUUUUAUCCUGAGCGACCUCCAAGUGAAGAACUACCGCCUUGGCAUGGAAUGCCACGUUUGCGGCGCCGACUCAUUUGGGAUCCUCGGCAAAAAACCAGACAACUGCCGCAUCUGUGGCGAAGUCGUGUGCGCGCGAUGCGUUGAGAAAAAGCCUGUCCCUCUGAAGCACGGCCCGGUCAACUUGAGUCUGUGUCGAGCCUGCUUGGACACGUCAUUGUCGCCAGAAUGCUUUUCCCCAACCAUUCGCCGCGUGGGCAGCCGGCGAUCCAUCUCGUCGUCGUCGUCCGCCAGGGCCAUUGAAGACAACGCGCCCCGACGCGAACGCAUCCAAGAGCCAACCGAGACGAUUCUACUCCCAGGACAUCUUCUCCGAAAACGUCAGUCGUCUGUGAGUCGAUCACGGCGCUCCAUCUCAACAGAGCUUCCCCCGCCACACAUUACCAAAGACAUCCCAGACAACCUCGACGUGCUCAAUAAGUUGUUUUAAGUGAUUUGCUAUGCAGUACGACAUCUUCCACGCCCUGGCUUCGUUGGCCAAAGCCAUGGAGAGGCUUUAACGGCCAAGCCAA